CAUCUCUCUUUCUCUGAUUUCAUUUAGGAAAUAACAUUAGCGAUUUUCAGUACACAAAGAAGAAAGAGAACCAACAUGAAUACCUUACCGAACCAACCUUCGCCUGGUGGGUUUAACAAGGAAAAACUACAAAGUCUUGUUCAGCGCGUUCGAUACCUUCAGUCUCAAGGUGCUAAAGAAGACAACAAUCCAGAAUAUGCUCAGAUCAUGCAAUUCUUGAAGAAUCUACAAAGACAACAACAACAACAACAACAACAACAACAAGGACGUCCAGAUCAAUCUACAGAUACACCUUCUACGUUUACGCAAGGUCAAUUGGCUGCCUUGAAAUAUCAAAUCUUGGCUUAUAAGCUUAUUUCAAAGAAUUUGGCAUUACCUGCUCAUAUUCAACAAGCGGUCUUAUCUCCUAGUUCAGCACUGGCUCUUGAAAAUGCCACACCCACACCACCGCCACCAGCAACCGCACAAUCUACACCUGUUGUGUCUACAGAGAAAGACACAAAGAAGAUGAAUUACAAUGCGUAUGCUUCUCCUUUUGAUCUAUUCAAGAAGCCCAUCACUUCAUUCUCACAUGCUUCACGCCAACAACGACUCUUGAUCCCUAGUAUUACGCCUUCUGGUGUGGAUCCAUACGCUUUGAUUUCAGAACGUGAGCGACGUGUACUAGGACGUAUUCAGUACCGUAUUUCAGAAUUAGAAAAAUUACCAAGUAAUUUACAAGACACCACACAUGCCUUGGAAAACAAUAUUCGUCAAAACAGCAGCAUGAAGCUCAAAGCUGUAGUAGAACUCAAAGCAUUACGAUUGUUAAACAAGCAAAGACAAUUAAGGGAAGAAAUCAUGGCUGGCAUGAAACGGUCAACGACCUUGGCUACUUCAGCAGAUCGACUUGCUUAUCGUCGUAUGAAGAAACAAUCGUUACGUGAAGCUCGUAUGACAGAAAAGAUGGAACGACAACAACGUACAGAUCGUGAACACCGUGAAAAGCAAAAGCACCUAGAUUACCUUCAGACCAUUUGUGAUCAUGGUCGUAAUUUGACUGGGUUCCAAGCUAAUUACAGAGCUAAGCAGAACAAGCUGGGCAGAGCUGUAUUGCAGUACCACCAACACAUUGAAAAAGAAGAACAAAAGCGUGCUGAACGUAUCUCUAAAGAGCGUAUUCGUGCCUUGAAGAAUGACGAUGAAGAAGCCUAUCUCAAAUUGAUUGAUGAAGCCAAGGAUACGCGUCUGACUCAGCUAUUGAAACAGACAGGCUCUUUCUUGGAUAGUCUGACAAAGGCUGUUGUAGAUCAACAACAAGACCAUAAGAUGGACAAGUCAUUUAACAUAAACAAUGAUGAUGAGGACGAUGAUGAUCUGACAGCCAAUGAUCCUGAUGCCAAAUACGAUUAUUUCCAAGUCACACACCGUAUCAAGGAAGAAGUAAGACAACCAGAGAUCCUUGUGGGUGGUCGAUUGAAAGACUAUCAAAUCAAAGGUCUUCAAUGGAUGGUCUCUCUUUACAACAAUCACUUGAAUGGUAUCUUGGCUGAUGAAAUGGGUCUCGGAAAGACCAUUCAGACCAUCAGUUUGAUUACUUAUCUGAUUGAAAAAAAGAGACAAAAUGGGCCAUUCCUUAUUAUUGUGCCACUCUCUACCUUGACCAAUUGGACACUUGAAUUCGAGAAAUGGGCUCCUGCUGUCAAGACCAUUGUCUAUAAGGGUCCACCCAAUGUCCGUAGAGAACUUCAGAAUGAAAUUCGCUAUCAUGAUUUCCAAGUGGUCUUGACUACUUUUGAAUACAUUAUCAAGGAUAGACCUGUGCUUAGUAAAGUCAAAUGGUUGCAUAUGAUUGUAGAUGAAGGUCAUCGUAUGAAGAACACAAAUUCCAAAUUGACGAUUGUUCUUCGACAAUACUAUCAUACACGCUAUCGAUUGAUCUUGACAGGCACACCUCUUCAGAACAAUCUGCCUGAACUAUGGGCCUUACUUAACUUUAUUCUUCCCAAGAUCUUCAAGAGUGUCAAGAGUUUUGAAGAAUGGUUUAAUACGCCCUUUAAUAACCAAGGUGUGGCUGAUAAGAUUGGCUUAAAUGAAGAAGAACAAUUGUUGAUCAUCAAGCGUCUUCAUAAAGUAUUGCGACCCUUCUUACUCAGACGUCUUAAGCGUGAUGUUGAAUCUGAAUUACCAGACAAGGUAGAACGUGUGAUUAAAUGCAAACUGUCUCCUCUUCAAGUCCAUCUGUACUCUCAAAUGAAGCGCAAUGGUACACUCUAUACUUCAGAUGCUAUCAAGGGUAAAUCCAGUCUCAAGGGUCUGAAUAACACUAUCAUGCAACUCCGUAAGAUCUGUAACCAUCCCUUUGUGUUUGAAGAAGUGGAAUCUGUCAUUAAUCCCAGUGGUAUGUCGAAUGAUUUACUGUACCGUACUUCAGGCAAAUUUGAAUUAUUGGACCGUAUGUUACCCAAACUACAGCAAACUGGCCACCGUGUAUUGAUCUUUUUCCAAAUGACACAAGUGAUGAGUAUCAUGGAAGACUUCUUAAGCUACAAAGGAUUCAGUUAUCUACGUCUGGAUGGUUCAACAAAAGCAGAUGAUCGUUCUGAACUGUUGCGGUUGUUUAAUGCACCUGAUUCGCCUUACUUUGUCUUUUUGCUGAGUACCAGAGCAGGUGGUCUGGGUUUGAAUUUACAGACAGCCGAUACAGUCAUCAUCUUUGACUCGGAUUGGAAUCCUCAUCAAGAUCUUCAGGCACAAGACCGUGCUCACCGUAUUGGUCAAACAAAAGAAGUCCGUAUUUUCCGUUACAAACUGGACAUUGAUGGCAAAGUCAUUCAGGCUGGUAAAUUCGAUAAUCGAUCUACUGAAGAAGACCGUGAAGCCUUUUUGCGUUCCCUGUUGGAAGACAAAGCAGAUGAAGACAAUGACGGCUAUGAUGAAGAGAUUGAUGAUGAAGAACUGAAUGAAAUGUUGCAGCGUAGUGAGACUGAUCUGGAAGUAUUCCAUCGUAUUGAUGAUGAGCGUGAAGAACAAGACAGACGUAACUGGCAAAUGCAAGGUCGCCGUGGUAAACCUGACCGAUUAAUACAAGAUUCUGAAUUACCAGACAUCUAUUUGAAUGAUGAUCCUCUGCCUGAGACUGAAGAAGAUCCCUUGUCAUUUGGUCGAGGUCAAAGAGCAAAGGAAUCAGUGCGAUAUGAUGAUGGCCUAACAGAAGAACAAUGGUUAAAUGCAUUAGAAGAUGAUAAUGUAGAUUUAGAUGAAGUGAUUGCUAGAAAAGAAAGAAGAAGACAGAAACGUAUGGAUGACUCUGAUUCAGGUGAAGAGUCUAAGCGUAGAAGAAGAGAAGACAGUUUAGAUCAUACUAAAAAGAGAGGUAGACCUAAAAAGGGAGAACCAGAGUCUAAACGCAAACGAGGCAAGCAGAAUGAUGCUGAUCUCAAUAAACCAGACACAGUGGCACCCCAAGUAAGAGAAGCCAUGUCAAGAGUAUUCAAAGAGUGUUACAAAGCAGUAGAAGAAGCAGUAGAAGAAGAUGAAGAGACAUACCGCAGUCGAAGUGAACUCUUUAUGGAUCUGGUCAGUAAACGUGAUUAUCCAUUGUACUACACUAUGAUUAAGACUCCGAUAUCCAUGAACAUCAUCAAGAAGCGUAUCAACUCAACUUACUAUAGAACCAUUGCUCACUUUAGAGAUGAUUUCCAUUUGAUGUUCAAUAAUGCAAGAAUAUUCAAUGAAGAAGGCUCAUUUGUGUAUGAAGAUGCAAAUGAAAUGCAAGUAAGUAACACACAUAUAUACGACUAUUUCUAG
Gilbertella persicaria is the source of this 3789-nucleotide messenger RNA. RefSeq names its product SNF2 family N-terminal domain-containing protein. Gene Ontology annotation, cellular component: nucleus. Gene Ontology annotation, biological process: positive regulation of transcription by RNA polymerase II. Gene Ontology annotation, molecular function: ATP binding; ATP-dependent chromatin remodeler activity; histone binding. NCBI's taxonomy places the organism in Eukaryota, Fungi, Mucoromycota, Mucoromycetes, Mucorales, Choanephoraceae. The transcript has 6 exons. The record is from RefSeq and is a predicted model, not a curated record. Bases 76 to 3789 code for a protein of 1237 amino acids.